AUGUCUGAGCCAUACACCAAGAUUCCGAGUUCCGCGAAGAGACACCCUCAACCAUAUACCCUCGCUGUCCCAGAAGAAGAUUUGACAGAGUUUAAAACUCUACUUCAGCUCUCAAGGCUAGGCCCUGAGACCUGGGAAGGGAAGCAGGGCGAUCGCCCAAAUGGAAUCAGUCUCCUCGGUAUAACUCGAGCAUGGCUGUCCAAUGCUAAAGACUAUUGGCUUAAGUCUUUCGAUUGGAGGGCUCAUGAGAAACACAUCAAUUCCUUCCCUAACUUCAAAUUGAGUGUCAAAGAUAAGGAUGGCGAUGAAUCAGACAUCCAUUUUGCUGCCCUCUUCUCCGAAAAGAAAGAUGCCAUCCCGAUUGUUUUCCUCCAUGGCUGGCCAGGGAGUUUUCUUGAAUUCCUUCCGAUGUUGUCUCUGCUCAAGAAGAAGUAUUCCCCAAAAGAACUUCCAUAUCAUGUUAUUGUCCCAUCACUUCCUGGCUAUACCCUAUCCGCAGGCCCACCACUAGACAAAGACUUCAACACAAAGGAUGCUUCGUUCAUCAUCAAUGGCUUGAUGAUUGAGCUUGGCUUUGGUAACGGAUACGUGGCCCAGGGGGGAGAUGUUGGGAGCUUCGUCGCCUCCGAAUUAGCCUCACAGUACGACGAAUGCAAGGCGAAACAUGUAAACAUGAUGAUUAUCACUGAUCCACUGGAGAAUGCUGAGUUGAGCGACGUGGAACGUAAGGGGCUGCAAAGGACCCAGGCUUUCCGACAACGUGGAUUUGCAUAUGCUCAAGAGCACGGGACAAGACCUAGCACCAUCGGACACGUUCUAUCAUCGAACCCUCUAGCACUUCUAGCAUGGAUUGGAGAGAAGUUUCUGGACUGGACUGAGGAAGAUCCGACCCUUGAUACAAUCCUGGAGUCGGUAUCUCUGUAUUGGUUCACGGACGCCUUUCCUCGCUCAAUAUAUCCCUACAGAGGCAUUACCAGCGGGCAGAAACCACCCCCUCUCACUGACAAGCCUUUCGGGUUUUCGUAUUUCCCAUUUGAACUAUCACCUGUGCCAAAAGCUUGGGCCGCUACGGAAGGCAACUUAGUAUUUCACCGAGAACACAUCAAGGGUGGGCAUUUUGCUGCUAUGGAGCAACCCAGCUUGUUGCUGCAGGAUAUCGAAGAAUUUGUGCAACAGGUCUGGCCGGGGAUAAGCUCGUCGAGGCUCUAAGCUAUGUUUCCAUAUUCACUGAGUUGGUGAUGUGCUAGUUUCAAUGCACCGAGGGACCUGAAUCGGCUGCGCAAUGAUCAUGUACGUAGUUCUCGGUGCAACUGCUUUUCGUACGACAACUAGGAUGUAUGAAAAUAUUGAGUCUGCCUGAUGACAUCCGAAAAACGUUAUGUUCUGACACGUUCGAACAUAUCUUGCCAGCCUAAUCGAUGUAUAAUUGCGAAAGCCGUCCCAACAAUGGCCGUUAAAGCGACAUAAAGGCACAUGUAAAUUGGAACCUUAGAAAUUGAUUUACGUAGACC
Molecule: messenger RNA, 1511 nt
Organism: Mytilinidion resinicola
Lineage: Eukaryota; Fungi; Ascomycota; Dothideomycetes; Mytilinidiales; Mytilinidiaceae
Product: epoxide hydrolase 1
Exons: 5
Coding region: 1-1209 (402 amino acids)
Biological process (GO): epoxide metabolic process
Molecular function (GO): epoxide hydrolase activity
Source: RefSeq, a predicted model, not a curated record